Messenger RNA from Drosophila serrata, 1527 nucleotides. RefSeq names its product UDP-glycosyltransferase family 307 member A1 (gene Ugt307A1). The record is from RefSeq and is a predicted model, not a curated record. Gene Ontology annotation, molecular function: UDP-glycosyltransferase activity. Lineage: Eukaryota; Metazoa; Arthropoda; Insecta; Diptera; Drosophilidae.
AUGAACCGAUCGCCGGCCAGUUGGUGGUCACUUUUGUGGCUCGUUUACGCCGCUUCAUUUACCUCGGUGGAGUCCCAUCACAUUUUGGGUCUCUUUGUCAACGUUCAUCGUUCCCAGUUAAUGGUCCAUUUGGCAGUAUGUCAAGCUCUGGUCCAAAAGGGUCACCAGUUGACUCUGGUAACCACUUUGCCAUUGGAGGAUUAUGCCUUACAAGAGAAUAUAACACACAUUUUAAUACCCUGGGAGCAGCCAAAGGAUGAGCCUGAUCACCGCUCUUCCUCGGACUUGCUCCGCCUGGAGAGAAUGUUUAAUCGUCUGGAGAAAUCGGGUGACUUGCUUAAUAUCCCUGAAUGGAAGAGAUUCCUUAAUAGUGCUCCAAACUCAAUUCGAUCUCAUGCUUUGGGCUAUCACUUCAAUGAUCAUCUGCUGGGAGUGGCUGCCCAUCUCAAGUGUCCCGUGGCCAUAAUAUCCACCCAACAGCCCACAGGAUUCGUGAACAGUCUAAUGGGCAAUCCCGAAGAGCGUUGGUAUGUCCCACAACCCUAUGACAGUCAGCAGAGAAGUGGCAUCUCAGCUUGCAUCUUUGGUAUUUGGGAGAAACUUAUGGAAAUGAUGGCCAGGAGAGUGAUGAGAAAAUCUACAGGUAGGUUGUUUAUUAAAAAUAUAAUUACAUAUAAAAUAUAUUUCCUUAAUUAUAGUGCACACUUUCCCGAACCCCAAUAUCCCAGCUUUGAAACCAUGCGUCGUUCGGUUGCUUUGACCUUAAGUAAUCAUCAUGCGAUUAGUGAAGGACCCAUAGCUCCUGUAUUACCCAAUAUGGUGGAUAUUGGAGGCAUUCUCUUGGAGCAACAAUUAAAUAAGAACUCCCUGGAAAUAUCAUCAUCAAAUAGAUCUAUAAUCAUCUUCAGUUUAGGCACACGCUUUACUUGGCGUAAAUCGCCACAAAGCUUGGUGUAUACUUUUACAAAAUCCUUCUCCCACUACGACUAUGAUAUAUACUGGACAUACGAUGGAGCAAAUGGUAGUGUCAUUGGUUGGGAUUAUCCCCAUAUAAAAAUAUCCAAAUGGUGGCCACAAUGUGAGCUAUUGGCAAGUGGAAAAGUUAAAUUGUUUAUCACUCACGGAGGCAAGGGCAGUAUCUCGGAGGCUCUUUACUAUGGAGUGCCCAUGCUGGGGUUACCUUUGCUAGGAGAUCAGCGAGUCAAUCUUCAGAGAAUGCAAUAAAAGUGGGGUUUGACCCUGUCUACUAACAAUCUAACACACAUUGAACUCCAUCAAGCCAUGGAAAGAAUACUUGAUAAAUCAGAAUAUACCAAAGCUAUAUCAAAAGCCUCUCAACUCUAUCGCGAUCGUCCAAUGACUCGUGACCUGGCCACCUUUUGGUUGGAGUAUAUCAUUCGUCAUAAUGGUGCUAGAAACUUGUACAAUCCAUCCAAUCAAUUAAAUUGGAUUGAAUACCAAUUCAUAGAUGUGUAUGUUACCAUCUAUGGGGGCUUAAUUUUGGUUAUAAUUAUACUCAAAAAAUAA